Phyllotreta striolata is the source of this 902-nucleotide messenger RNA. Lineage: Eukaryota; Metazoa; Arthropoda; Insecta; Coleoptera; Chrysomelidae. The record is from the annotation of a GenBank genome assembly.
AAUGACAAUUGACAUAUCUAGCUCCGUGUUCCGGUUCUUGUUUCCUGUUCAGUGUCAGUUGUCACUUAUUUGUCAAAAAAAGUGAGUUGUGUUUACGUAUGCCUGUGUGCUUUUAAUUUCAAUUAAAAUUUCAAAAUGAGUAGCAUAAAAUUCACGGAAAUAGCAUAUUGUAAAAUGAUUUUACAUGCUAUUAAAUAUCCCCAUUGUACAGUGAAUGGUGUGCUGUUAGCCAAACCAUCUAACAGUAAUAACGAGGUAGAAUUUGUUGACUGUAUUCCCCUUUUUCAUGUUUGUGUUAAUUUAACACCCAUGGCUGAGAUUGCUUUGAUGCAGAUAGAUGAAUAUGCUUCUAAAAAGAAUUUAGUUAUUGGUGGAUAUUACGUAGCUCCUGAGAACCCAAAAGACCAAAGUUUCGAUAAGGUUUACAAUCGAAUAUUUGAUAAAAUUGCAGCUAAUAAUACUAAUCCUUCAUAUGUUGUAAUUGUUAAUAGUACUAAUAGCACGAUUCAAAGGGGGAGAAUCGCUUUAAAAGUAGGACAAUACAGCGACGGGAAUUAUAAAUUAUGCGAAGAUAUUAGUGUUUCUGAUGACUCGAUGAAUGUAUGUAUAUCAGGCAUUAACACAACUAUGUAUAACAAAAUUGUAGAUUUCGAUAAUCACCUCGAUGACAUUCAACUCGAUUGGACAAACACGGAUUUGAACAAAGAAAUUCGUUCAUUUUUAUGAGGUUUAUAAGUGCAAUAUUUUAUCAAAUUUAUUGAUGUAAUCGUAGGUUUACAGGUAUACCCGAGUACAAUUAGGUUAUGUAAAAAACAGUUACUUACCUGUUUUCACACACUAUAACAAAACGUAUUCAGUCAGUGUAUUAUAAUAUAAAAUUCUUAAAUAAAUAUUCGUUUAAG